Triticum turgidum subsp. durum (durum wheat) is the source of this 873-nucleotide messenger RNA. NCBI's taxonomy places the organism in Eukaryota, Viridiplantae, Streptophyta, Magnoliopsida, Poales, Poaceae. The record is from the annotation of a GenBank genome assembly.
AUGUCGCAGCAGCGAUCCGAUUUCCGCAUCUGCAACCCGACCACCCGCAAGUGUGCUUCCCUGCCACAUCCCCCGUCACGACCAGGCUCCAGGUUUGUCGACGUAGUUGGCUUCUACCAGCACACCACAUCUGGAGAACACCGGGUGCUCUGGGUGUCAGUCCCGAUACCCGUCAUUAGAGCAAUUAGAGCGACUGGUCCUCAGGGGGCAGACAUGGCAAUUGAGUUGCCCGAUUACUUGGUCCUCACCGUGGGAUCGGACCAGCCAAGAUGCAUCCAGUGGCCGACUAUUUCAAAACAAGAGUUUCCUGAUAUCCGGUCCUCCAGAAAUCCACCAGUCCACCAUCGUGGUAGCCUGCACUGGGCAAUGGGUAUCAAUAUAACUGUAUUUGACACCAUAGCUGAGACGUUCCGGCGGAUGAGCUGCCCGGCACGGUUGGAGAACACCCAUAUGUGGUCGCCUGACUCAUUGUCGGAUAUGGGCGGCGCCCUUGCUUUGUGCCGCUCCGCCCCUGACUGCGUCACUUUUGAUAUUUGGGUGUUGCAGGACUAUGAUGCCGAGACCUGGGGCUUUCAAUAUCAGAUUAACUUGUUAGCAAUGGAGGUAUCGCCACCGAUUGAUUUGGGCAUCAUGCUUGUCCCUAUGACCACCCUGAUCAAUGAGCGUGAGCUGUUGAUCCAGCAGCGUCUUAGCCGUUUGUUGCAUUGUGAAAUUGACGGUGUGUCUUUAAGAGAUGUGGAAAGUGAAGAGCAUGAAUACCACCUGCUGCCACUUACUACCCAUUGCCUCCAAGAGAGCAUGAUUUCACUUCCAUUGUUUGAGACACAAGAAAAUGCUGUGAACAAGGAGGCUCCAUUCGUCAUAGUGCUAUAA